AUGGCAAAAACUCAUCGGCGGUUAUUUGCAAAUACGCCUCCACAGAUUACCGCGGAAACCGUCCGUGGCGUAACAAUGGAAGGAUUUGCUGUUGAUCGCGGGCCGGCGACGAAGGGAUCGCACAGUUGGACGGAACCGCUGUCCCCGUCAGCCGAAGAUCACGAAGACCUACAUGACCCGUUAGGGGCCACCUACAGAAUUUACAGAAAUCCCCUACCCAGUUCCACAGUCCUUAGCAAUACGGAUGAACUCGUAGUUACUGAGCAACAGAAUGAAGGAACGACGAAGGAAAGAAAACAGGACACAUCCUCUGGCGUCCUCCGUCCUUGCGUAUUUGGCAUCAUAGCGGAUCGGUUUCUAUCUCCGUCCGUUGCACAACGGUGUUGCUUCGCUUUCUCCGGGGCCCCUGAAAGGCGAACGGCUGAGGGUUGCUGCGGCGGAGUCAGAAGGGGUUCUAGUGCAUACAUCUUCAUCGCAGACAAAAUAAUCAUGCCAUAA
Molecule: messenger RNA, 498 nt
Organism: Histoplasma capsulatum G186AR
Lineage: Eukaryota; Fungi; Ascomycota; Eurotiomycetes; Onygenales; Ajellomycetaceae
Exons: 4
Coding region: 1-498 (165 amino acids)
Source: RefSeq, a predicted model, not a curated record